AUUUUAUCAUUCUGGGCAUAUUAUUAAUUUCUAAAUUACAAUAAAAUAUUAAAAGAGCAGAGCAUAAUGAAGGCUCGCCGCGAUGGAAAAGAAGAAGAUAGCAAUGUCUUCCAAAAUCUUGAUAAAACAACCCUUUUACAAGAGGCAAGAUAUUUCAACUCUACACCCGUGCAUCCGAGAAAAUGCAUCCAUAUUUUGACGAAAAUACUCUAUUUACUAAACCAAGGCGAAGAAUUAACCACGCAGGAGGCUACGGAUAUAUUUUUUGCCACUACGAAACUGUUUCAGUCAAAGGACGUUGUGUUACGCCGCUUAGUUUACCUAUGCAUUAAAGAGUUGAGUCCUAUGGCACAAGAUGUGAUCAUUGUGACUUCUUCACUUACGAAGGACAUGACGGGUAAAGACGAUGAGUACCGACCUGCCGCCAUUCGAGCUUUGUGUAGCAUCACAGACAGUACAAUGCUGCAAGCUAUUGAGAGGUACAUGAAACAAGCUAUUGUUGAUAAGAAUCCUGCAGUAGGAUCUGCCGCACUGGUCUCCGCUUUGCAUCUGUCAGCCACCGUACCGGAUUUAGUGCGUCGCUGGAUAAAUGAAGCACAGGAGGCCAUGACUUCAGAUCAUGUGAUGGUUUCUUACCAUGCCUUGGCUGUUGUUGCUGGUGCAAGACGCAACGAUAGAUUAUCAACUGUGAAACUCAUUACAAAACUAGCUCGGACACCAGUUCGCUCGCCUUACACACUUUGCCUCCAAAUACGCUUUGCUGCCAAGCUAGCAGAAGAGGAUCCAUCUGAAGCAUCAGAACCUUACCUUGAAUUCAUUGAAUCCUGUCUACGCAACAAGUCAGAAAUGGUUGUUUAUGAAGCAGCACAUGCUAUUGUCAAUCUCAGAAAAUCUGCUAAAGAUCUUGCCCAAGCUGUGUCUGUGCUGCAAAUUUUUUGUGGCUCUUCUAAAGCGACUUUGCGUUUAGCUGGAGCUCGCACCUUAGCCAGACUGACUGCGAAACACCCCAAUGCAGUUGCAGCCUGUGCUGUGGAUUUGGAAAAUCUGAUCUCUGAUUCUAAUCGAUCAGUUGCAACUCUGGCUGUCACAACACUUCUUGCAACUGGUGCUGAAAGCUCCAUUGACCGUCUGAUGAAGCAAAUAUCUGAGUUUAUGUCAGAAAUAUCGGAUGAAUUUAAAAUUGUGGUGGUCCGUGCUAUCCGACGUCUCUGCUCUAAGUAUCCCCGCAAGCAUCAGUCUUUGGCUGCGUUUUUGGCAGGAAUGCUUCGUGACGAAGGAGGUCUGCAAUAUAAAACUGCAAUUGCUGAGGCUUUAAUAGCUCUCAUUGAAGAAAAUCCUGAUGCUAAGGAAACAGGGCUGGCUCACCUGUGUGAAUUUAUUGAAGAUUGUGAACAUGUCACUUUAGCUGUGCGUAUUUUGCAUGUCCUGGGACGAGAAGGGCCAAAAGCACGCCAACCUUCUAGGUACAUUAGAUACAUUUAUAACAGAGUGAUUUUGGAGUCAGGUCCAGUUCGGGCUGCUGCAGUAUCUGCUGUUGCUCGUUUCGGAGCCUCCCGUCCUGAGUUGCUGCCAAAUAUAAGGGUUUUGUUGUCACGCUGCCAACUAGAUGAAGACGACGAAGUUCGUGAUCGCGCCGUAUUCUACAGCGCUAUUUUAGAUUCUGGAAAUCCUCAGUUGAUCAACGAUUACAUCAUUAACAUUCAGGUACCGAAUCCGGUACUAUUAGAAAAGUCGUUGAGUGAUUAUCUUGCUUCAGGCGAUCAAAGCGAGCCCUUCAACAUCGCGGCGGUUCCCACAGCUGAAGAACCACAAGAGCCUAAAGAAUCUCCCGUUGAGAUUGAAACACGUAAAGCACCAGUAGUGUCUAGAGAAGAACAAUAUACUGAGCAGUUACAGGCUAUUCCUGGAAUAGAGAAACUGGGACCUUUAUUCAAAUCUUGCGAAGCCAUUGACUUGACUGAACCUGAAACUGAAUAUCGUGUGAGAUGCGUUAAACACAUUUUCGCUCGUCAUUUGAUUCUACAGUUUGAAUGCUUGAACACUUUAAGUGACCAACUUCUCGAGAAGGUUUACGUUCGUCUAGAUUCCAUACCAGGAUACAAAAUUUCUAACGUUGUGCCGUGUGAUGAGCUACCAUAUGACAAACAAGGCAAUAUUUUUUGUCUUUUGGAAUUUCCCGAAAAUCCAAUAGAGACUCUUGGAAAUUUCGGAGCUACUUUGGAAUUUGUCGUUCGUGACUGCGAUCCCACCACGGGUCUCCCGGAUUCUAAUGAAGGUUAUGCUGAUACUUACCCUCUAGAGGAAAUUGAGAUUACUUGCGCUGAUCAGUUCCGAACUCGUGCGGCGACUGACGAUUGGGAACAGGCGUGGGAGCGGGCCGCUAAUGCCGCUGAAGCUUGUGACACGUUCGGUUUGACCCAAUCAGAUGUGGGUGCGGCGGCCAGUGCUGUGUGUGAGCAUUUGGGAAUGCCAAAAGCGGCUAUUUCUGGUGAGGCCGUGAAGGAAAUCCGCGGCGGCGGCUUGUGGCGUGCCGGAGCACCUGUUCUUAUGAGAGCAAGAUUGGUAGCCGCCCAAGGAACUGUUACUAUGCAACUGAUUGCUCGUUCUCCGCGGGAAGACGUGGCGACACUGUUAUUGGCUGCAGUUGGCUAAAUUCUUUUUUAAUAAAUAUAAAAUCAAUACCAGAGUUUAUCGAAAUUUACUAACUUUAAUAUUAUGAACGUUAAUAUGUAGUACGAACACUAAAAUUUAGGAAGUUCAACUCUGUUUAUACUCAAAUGCGUAGAACGGGAACUUUCUCUUACUAUUAUCAAAUCAAACCACUGUGACCACGUCUAGUAAGUCAUUAUAAUAGCCCAUAUUAAUUUAAAUGAAAUUUGAACAUAAGCAAAUGAUAAAAAUACGAGUACAUGAAAUUACAAAUAAUCUAUAAAUAAUCUUCUUCCGUAGCGGCAUCACUUUUAACGGUGUGGUCGCGGUCAUCAUUUCAGGUGGUAGUGGCAAACUUCACAAAACCCCGCCACCCUUCUCUGAUGGCUGCUAUCUUCGUGUAUUCGUGUAAUGAUGGGACAUUUACUGCCGCUUUUCUCUGGUCAAUUCACCUUGUAGGCGACAUAAUCAAUACUUAUGAUAAAAAAACAGUAUAAUCCGAUGUGUCUGUACAUUGGAGGAAUUUUAUACAUAGAAAGGUGUUAACUAAAGAGCUGUAUUUUUAUUUCUAUUCUAUGAACCGGUGUUGUGUAGUUCUGACCGGAGAUUAAUUUAGAGCAGAAUAGAGUGUGCUUAUAUUGAUAUAUAACAGUUAAAAUGGUAAUCGGUCACGAUAAAUUGGCCACUGAAUAAUUUGUAUUUCUAUACUCUUCCAUUUUAGAAGUUAUAUAUCAAAUCAUAAUGUAAUUGAAAUGAAAAUUACUGUGUCUGUCUGUUUUAACGCCCAAAUCACAACCGAUUUUGACGAAAUUCGUUCUAGAAAUAGUUUGGGUCCUGUGAAAUGAUAUACAGCACCUUUUAUGGGUCCACCCACGUAAUAUAAAGGUUAGAUGAGAUAGAGAUGGAUUUUUGUAGGGCAAAUAGCAAUUUAAGUCAAAAUUAGGUUUCCAAUAGUAUCUCUUGGCAUACCCAUUCAGCUACACUCUGUAAUCAUAGGGAUCCGAUUGAAAACAGGAGUACCAAUACGAAAUAAUUACUGUCUAUAUAGAAAAAGCAACAGAGCUUAAACAAGAAAAUAAUAAUACAAGCAUACGUAGGUAUAUAAUACGGUCCGUUCAUUAGCGAAGAUUACUUUUUUGGAGGUAGCGGUCGUCUUUUGUGCGGAAUCUGGUCAUAAAAUUUACCGCUUUAAUGUUAUUCAUAAUAUAAAUCCCACACAUCUAACCAGUCAUAUGAAUUUGAUGAUAAAAAGCCUAUUUGCGUUCGGGAACCUCAGAAUUUGAGAGUCUAAAAUUUCGAGUCGAGUAUAAUAAGCAUGAGAUCGAAAUAUAAUGUAAAAUUUACAACAAAUUCAUGAAGUUUAUUUUAUUGUAUCCUCAUUGUGUUUAUUGUCAAUUUCCUAUUUAAUUAUGGCCACGAUUACUAAGAAUAUACAAAAAUAUUGGUAUUAUGUUAAAGUACUAGAAGAGCCUAUGCCGUCAAAUAAAUUACCCAAAAAAGGUAUAAAGAUUUGUUUAAAGCAAGCAGCACAGGCGUAAACGAUUUUAAUGAUUAGUAAAAUAUUUAUAAUAAACUCUAAAUGUUUUUAACUGUAGAAAAGAAAAAAACCUGUCAUUGUUUAUUUUUAAGUUCAUGAAAUGUUCGGUAAGAUUUUAUCUAUUAUGAAUAAAUACGAAAUCACG
Bombyx mori (domestic silkworm) is the source of this 4331-nucleotide messenger RNA. It is a transcript of the gene Copg1, whose product is annotated as nonclathrin coat protein gamma1-COP. Gene Ontology annotation, molecular function: structural molecule activity. NCBI's taxonomy places the organism in Eukaryota, Metazoa, Arthropoda, Insecta, Lepidoptera, Bombycidae. Gene Ontology annotation, biological process: intracellular protein transport; endoplasmic reticulum to Golgi vesicle-mediated transport; protein secretion. The record is from RefSeq and is marked provisional. Gene Ontology annotation, cellular component: endoplasmic reticulum-Golgi intermediate compartment; Golgi membrane; COPI vesicle coat.